This is a messenger RNA of Phytomonas sp. EM1, 1482 nucleotides long. The record is from the annotation of a GenBank genome assembly. Lineage: Eukaryota; Euglenozoa; Kinetoplastea; Trypanosomatida; Trypanosomatidae.
AUGGGGGUGUCGGAGGAGCAUGUGAGCACCGCCCUCCGCGGGCUCGCGCGAUGCCCGGAGCACCGUCGCCUGGAGAGCGGCGGCGAGGAGGGGUUUAUCGUUCCCGUUUCCCUCGUGAUGAGCUGGACGGGGCCGAAUCAACCCGGCACCGCUGGUAGCGCGGGAGGGGUCGCAGGAGGCGGCGGCGGAGGAAAUCGCAAACCGCGCUCGACCGCGCCCGGCGGGAAAACCCGCGAUGCGGAUAUGAUGGUGCACGUCCUCGCGGAGCUCCCCUUCCACGACGACGGCGUCGCGAUGGACGUCCAAUAUGCGAUCCGGGAGAACAAACGCAACCCCGUCCUCCGGCAGGAAUUCUUCAACGCGUUCCUCCCCAUCUACGGCAUGAACCACGCCAAGGUCAGCGGCCUCUACGAGGACUACUCGGAGGGGAAAUUCGUGCCCAACCUGCGCGAGGCCAUCGACGUGUUCGUGGCCUUUCUCGGAAACUUUUGCGUGCGCCCGGAGCGGCUCGUGAGUCAGGUGGAGUAUUUUGAGGUGAACCACACCGGCCACCACCCCGGGCAGUACACGCAGAUCCAGCUCCUCCCGCCCAACCUCGGGCCCUUCAUCUUCGACAACAUCAAGGCUGAGGUGAUUCAGACGACGGAGACCUUUCGGCGGUAUGGCAUCGUCGCGGGCCCCACCAGCGUCCGCGCGACGGGUUUCAUCGCGCCGAACAGCAAAGACUUCAACUACUUCGCGAGCCGGCAAGACAGCCUCGCGCGGCUCACCCCGGGCAACAAGGAAGACCUCCACCGCCUGCACGACGCCCUCGCGCGGUCGCCCGACUUCAAGGCGAUCACAGCCCACCCGGGGUUGCAGCUCCUCCUCAAGUCCGCCUCCGGGGUGGGGUUGGUUGUCUCGUUCAACCGUUUUUUCCACCGCGUCGCGCCGAUGCUCGGGUUUUUCGAGGAGGUCCUCCGACGGUACACCGCGCGCGCGCCCGCACGGCGGGCGGCCGCGCAAGCCUCCAACCGCAUCCUCGCGCGCGCCCUCGAGAACGAACUUUCGCCGGCGAUCGAACAGGAGUUCCGCCGGAAUGCGGAGCGCUACUGGCGAAACAUCCUCGAUGGCCGCCACCCCGCCGAGGCGGCGUCUUCCACCCCUCGUAAAACCCCCACCACCACUACAGCAACAACGGGCGCGCGAUCCUCCGUUGGCAGCAGCGUGUUGAAGCAGGCGUUGGGAGAGGUCCGUGGGGCGGCGCCCGCGACGACGGCCCCUCCUUCGCCCGCACGGCGGGAAGCGGAAAGGAAAGACGCGGCAGGGGGGAGCGGAAAAGGGCGAUCGGCCCCCCGCCCAUCGUCGGCGAACGCGCGGACGGAGAGCGUGUUGAAGGCGUUGAAGGGAAACUCGCCAGCGGCGCGGUCGGGUCGUGGCGGGAUGGGUGGAAGCCACGGGGGCGGUCGCGACGACAGCAACGAUAAGCGGCGCCCGAGGUAG